This is a messenger RNA of Camelus dromedarius (Arabian camel), 3637 nucleotides long. It is a transcript of the gene ME1, whose product is annotated as malic enzyme 1. The transcript has 14 exons. Gene Ontology annotation, cellular component: mitochondrion. The record is from RefSeq and is a predicted model, not a curated record. The coding region runs from base 442 to 2157 and encodes 571 amino acids. Gene Ontology annotation, molecular function: malate dehydrogenase (decarboxylating) (NADP+) activity; NAD binding. NCBI's taxonomy places the organism in Eukaryota, Metazoa, Chordata, Mammalia, Artiodactyla, Camelidae. Gene Ontology annotation, biological process: malate metabolic process; pyruvate metabolic process.
GCCUGCGGGCUGGGCGGGGGAGCCUGACCUUGCUCCCCACUUAGGUCUCCGGAGCAAAGAGGACUGCGUGCACAAUACCGAGCCACGUCCCACGCAGGGAGGGGCUGGGCCAGCUGUGGUUGUAAACCGAUGGCGAGGCGUGUAAGGAACGGUGUCGCCCCGGCCUCGCUCUUCCUCCUCCUCCACCUCCUCCUCCUUCUUGCUCACCGCUCGCCUGAUCUCCUACCAUGACUCAGCGCUUCUCGCAGGCCGCCCGGCCGGGGACACCGGCUUCUUGCCGGCUCCUCCCGCCGCGUCCACCCCAUCUCGCCACUCACGCCCGCCCCCGGCCGCCGGCCCUUUCCCCGCGCCGCCGCCGGCGCAGUCAGCUCAGGCGCCCCGAAAGCAUCGGCCGCGCGGCCCGGCCUGCCCCGACCCCGCCGUCCCCGCGCGCCGCCCGCCAUGGAGCCCCAAGCCCCCCGCCGCCGCUAUACCCAGCUGCGCGGCUACGCCGUGACGCGGAGCCCCCACCUCAACAAGGACUUGGCUUUUUCCCUGGAAGAGAGACAGCAAUUGAACAUUCAUGGAUUGUUGCCACCAUGUUUCGUCAGUCAGGAUAUCCAGGUCCUUAGAGUAAUUAAAAAUUUUGAGCGCCUGAAUUCUGAUUUUGACAGGUAUCUUCUCUUAAUGGAUCUUCAAGAUAGAAAUGAGAAGCUCUUUUAUAGAGUGCUACUGUCUGACAUCGAGAAAUUCAUGCCUAUUGUCUAUACCCCCACGGUGGGUCUGGCAUGUCAGCAAUACAGCUUAGCCUUUCGGAAGCCAAGAGGUCUCUUUAUUAGCAUCCACGAUCGAGGGCACAUUGCUUCAGUCCUUAAUGCAUGGCCAGAGGAUGUCAUUAAGGCUAUUGUGGUGACUGAUGGAGAGCGUAUUCUUGGCUUGGGAGACCUUGGCUGUAAUGGAAUGGGCAUCCCUGUGGGUAAACUGGCUCUGUACACAGCUUGUGGAGGGGUGAAUCCCCAAGAAUGUCUGCCUGUCAUGCUGGAUGUGGGAACAGAAAAUGAGGAGUUACUUAAAGAUCCGCUGUACAUUGGACUACGGCAGAGAAGAGUGAGAGGCCCUGAAUAUGAUGAUUUUUUGGAUGAAUUCAUGGAGGCAGUUUCUUCCAAGUAUGGCAUGAAUUGCCUUAUUCAGUUUGAAGAUUUUGCCAAUAUAAAUGCAUUUCGUCUCCUGAAAAAGUAUCAAAACCAGUAUUGCACGUUCAAUGAUGAUAUUCAAGGAACAGCGUCUGUUGCAGUCGCCGGCAUCCUCGCAGCCCUUCGAAUAACCAAGAACAAGCUGUCUGAUCAAACAGUACUAUUCCAGGGAGCUGGAGAGGCUGCCUUAGGGAUUGCACACCUGAUUGUUAUGGCCAUGGAAAAAGAAGGUUUACCCAAGGAGGAAGCCAUAAAAAAGAUAUGGUUGGUUGACUCAAAAGGAUUAAUAGUAAAGGGACGUGCUGCCUUAACACAAGAGAAAGAGGAAUUUGCCCACGAACAUGAAGAAAUGAAGAACCUAGAAGCCAUUGUUCAAGAUAUAAAACCAACCGCCCUCAUAGGAGUUGCUGCGGUUGGUGGUGCAUUCACAGAACAAAUUCUCAAAGACAUGGCUGCCUUCAAUGAACGGCCUAUUAUCUUUGCUUUGAGUAACCCAACUAGCAAGGCAGAAUGUACUGCAGAGCAGUGCUAUCAAUUCACCAAGGGUCGUGCCAUUUUUGCCAGUGGCAGUCCUUUUGAUCCGGUCACCCUUCCCAGUGGACAGACCCUCUAUCCUGGCCAAGGCAACAAUUCCUACGUGUUCCCUGGAGUUGCUCUCGGUGUUGUGGCUUGUGGACUGAGGCACAUCACAGAUAAGGUCUUCCUCACGACUGCUGAGGUUAUAGCUCAGCAGGUAUCAGAUAAACACUUGGAAGAGGGCCGACUUUAUCCUCCUUUGGACACCAUCAGAGAUGUUUCUCUGAAAAUCGCUGAAAAGAUUGUGAAAGAUGCCUACCAAGAAAGGACAGCCACAGUUUAUCCUGAACCCCAAAACAAGGAGGCAUUUGUCUACUCUCAAAUGUAUAGCACUGAUUAUGACCAGAUUCUACCUGAUUGUUAUUCUUGGCCUGAAGAGGCCCAGAAAAUACAGACCAAACUUGACUAGUAACAUAAUAGCUGGCAUUUCUAACUCCAUUAGUGAGAUCUUGAAGUCUUUCAUAAUUUUUAAAGAUUGGAAUCUUUUAUAAUGAUUCAUAAUAUGCUAGAUCAAGAUAAUUUUUCUUUAACAAUUUAAAAAUUUAUGGAAGAAUAUUCAUAUAAUUUAGGGUAGACAUCACACUAGACAGCUUUGCUUCAUUUACUUUUUGGUUAUUUAUGGUUUCUAGCUUAAUUAUUUUGCCCAAGUUCUCUUUAAAAGCUACCAUCACUACUACUGAGAAACCCAUCAUUUUUAUAUAGGGGACUAAAAGGAAGACCAAAAUUAGUAAUAAAUUGGUAUGAUCAGUAUUAAAACCCAUAAUUCUUUGAUCAUUUUAUUAAAAAUACUUUGUAAAAGUAAAGGUAGAAAUGAAUUUGGGCAUAGGUGAACUUUUGGUAAAAACAGAAACAACACUUACUUCGUUGCCUAGAGAAAAAGAACUUCUCAGGUAUGUUUAUUCCAACCCUAGAUGGUGUGUGUGCUUUUUGUGCUACUGAACUCAAACAUUUCUAAGACAGCUUAUUGCUGUUUACAAUGCCUUGUGCAGCCUUAGAUUUUCAUAUUCUUUUGACAUUGUCACAUCUCCUUAUCACCUUUGUCCUCAGUCAGAAAUCCCUUCUUAAAAGCACCUUGCUCUCCUCCUGACCAACUGUACCACCCUUCAGCUCCACGCCAUUGCUGCUGGGCCUUUUGUGGACGGUGGCCCUGUCCUGAGGUUGGUACCUUCAGCUGAGCACAGCCCGCGCAGUGGGCAGACCUGAGAGAGGAGGGGGAAGGCUCCUUGAGAAAGGGCUGCCUGUGGAGUCGACCUCUGAAAAUACAAGUCCCAGAGUCAAGGGAGGCUGGGUUCCCAAUUGAGUGACCUACCCUGAUGCCCCCUUGAUUAGCUCAGGUAAAUAAGAGCUCACUGUGUUAUAGUCAUCUCACUUCCCUCUGAGUUUGAAGAAAGUUUUGUAACCACUUCCCCAAUAUCAGAAAUUAUCUUUACAUAAGAUAUUAAAAUACAUAAAUUAAUCAGUAGUUACAGCCCAGAAAUUAAUGUUAAUUUUAAGUUUAAUUUAGAAAUGAAUCAUUGAACCAAUGGAAACAAUUUUACAUUCUUAAGCUCAGGUGCAAUAACAGUUGCUAUUUAUUUGUGGAAUUAUGGGGAGGAUUUUUUGUUUUUGAAGUAAUACUUUUAAAAGCGUAUUAAGAGGCCGUUCAAGAUAAACCGUACCAUAAAAUGAUUUAAUUGAAACUUGAAGGUUAUACAAGGUGUUUUAGGUGUCAGUAGAAGGGGUAGGAGUAUUUCUGAAGGUAACAUUUAGUCAAGAGUUCGCUCAAUAUAGUUGUUUUGAAAAGAUCCAGAACGCCUGUUUCUUGUCUAGGUUCCACGUUGUCUUGUAGCUCUGACUAAGUGUGUUUACCUAUGCAAAAGAUUUAUUAAAGCAUAGAAAACGUGAAUGAA